CCCAUAUCCGCCGCCGCUCCUGCCCCACGCUGCUCCGCCCAGGCCGAGCGCCGGCCCCUCUUUUCGUGGGUUUGCCCAGCAUCUUUGGCCGCUCGGAGCGAUGCCUGGCUCGCCCGUGGCGGCGGCAGCCGAGGAGCCGCCAGAGGCGCUGCCGCCGAGGGAGCGGGCGGACUUCCAGGCGCCGCCCCCGGCCGCGCCGGUGUGGUGGUGGCGCAACGCCUUCGCGCUGUGUGGAGACGGCGAGGAGCACGCGUACGAGGGCGUGGCCCAGCUGCUCGACACGCGCGAGGUGACCUCGCUGCGGCAGGCCGCAGACGUGCUCAACGGGGGCGGCCGCGCCGAGUGCCAGGAGGACUUCUGCGUGGCCCGCGACGCCGAGGACCAGGAGUACUUCGUGCUGCACCGCUUCGGGAGGAGGAGGAGUGCCCUGGAGCGCUUCGGGAUCCAGGACCCGGGGCCGCCGCCUACCCGGAGCGCGGCGCAGAGUGCAGGGGCGGCGGAGGUGCUGGUGCGCCACGGCAUCCAGAAUCGAGCGUCGAGAUCAGGCUGGUGGUGCCCAGGCGCUCCAGGUUCCGGCACCUGAAGCUGGCCCUCGCGAGGCAUCUCGACAACGAUGAGAUCCUUCGGAGGGGGUUCUUCGUCCAGAAGGUCGGUACGUACACGAACCACAGGGAUGACAGCCUGGUCGGCGACAUCAAAGAGGUGCUCGUUGCGGGCAUCAGCAUCGGCGAUGCUGGCGGCGAGCGUCCCGCCACUGUGCUGGAAGACGGAGAAGUCACCAGCGAUGACGAGGCAGCAGAGGCCAACCCCAGAGGACCCAGCUGGGUUGCGAAGUUGGAAGAGAAGCUGGCCCAAGUGGAGGAGAGACAGGUGAAGGCGACUGGCUCCAAGCUGACCUACAAGGACGCGAUAUCCAUCAACCAGGAGCUGCUGGAGGGCUUCCGGGACGAGACCUUCCAGCAGCAGCUGCGGGCCCUGGGCGAGGCGAGCUGUGGCAGGGCGGAGUUCCUCCGCAAGCGCCAGGAGCUGUUCCUCUUCGUGCAGCGCAAGGUGCUGCCCAGGUACGGCUUCGAGGGCUCCCAGACAGGCGUCCUGAAGAUGAUUGGCGAGAUGAGACCGUACGUCGACAUCCCGCAGUUCGCAAAGCUUCGCCAAGAGAUCUACGGGCUGCUCGGCCUAGAUAUGCCAGAGAGGAGCGCGAAGGACUUUUCGAAGGACUGCGCGGAGCUGGCCGUGGCGGACGCUCAGCUCGCGGCUGGGGUGACAAAGAGCUACAUCGCUAGCCGCAUUUCGUGA
Messenger RNA from Prorocentrum cordatum, 1296 nucleotides. The record is from the annotation of a GenBank genome assembly. Lineage: Eukaryota; Dinophyceae; Prorocentrales; Prorocentraceae.